CCUCCGCCCCCGCCAGCCCGGGCGGCCCUGGAGUGUGCCCCACCCCGGAUCAGCCAGGCCCCCCAGGCCCCGAACACGCCGCCCCUUGCCAAUGGCUAUGCCGUCUUGGUCAAGCCCCGGGUGACGGAGGUGGUCAUGGAAGAGAAGAGGGUCCGCGGUCUGCCCACAGGGCCUGGUGUCCAGGCUAUGGGAGACCCUGGUGCCUGGUCCCCAGCGGAGUCACCGGAGGCCCCCAAGGAGACACCCAUCGAGCGGGAGAUCCGAGUGGCCCAGGAGCGCGAGGCAGCUCUGCGCGAGCAGAGGGGGCUGCGGGGGGCAGCGGGCCCCCAGGAGUUGGUGGAGAUACCCACGCGGCCCCUGCUAACCAAGCUGAGCCUGCAGGCGGCCCCUCGGCGGGAGAGGGGGCGCCCUUCGCUCUAUGUGCAGCGUGACAUUGCCCAGGAGAAGCAGGGCCUGGCCCCCGACACCAGGGCGGCCGCCCCCGCUCCAGAGCUGAGGAAGGUGAACCGCAUCCACCCUGACGCCUACCAGCCGUACCUGAGCCCGGGGACCCCCCAGCCAAGGUUCCCAGCUUUCCACGCACGGGGCCAGCCUGGCGGUCUCGCUGCAGACGAGGCCAAGGCGGUGGCAAAGGCCGCGGGGUCUCCGAGGCAUCUCUCGGAAUCCUCUAGAAAACCCUCAGGCACAAAGCAGGAGUCCUGGAAGCCCUCAGGGGCACCCCCACCAGCCAACAGGGGUGUCGUGCGAUGGGGGUACUUCCGCCUGCGUCCCCUGCGGUUCAGGGUCCCAGACGUGCCCCAGAAGGCCGAGACGCCCCGAUCCUGGGGCUGGGAAGUGGCUGGGGCCCCCCCUCUGCGGCUCCAAAGGUCCCAGUCCUCUGAGCUGCUGGAGCGGGAGGUGGAGAGCGUCCUGAGGCGGGAGCAAGAGGUGGCGGAGGAGCGACGCAAUGCCCUCUUCCCGGAGGUCUUCUCCCCGCCGCUGGACUGUGACCCCGACUCCAGGAGCUCCUCCCGGGCUUCGGGCACCACAGGCAGCUACUCAGUGUCCGAGUCACACUUCUUCUCCCCCAUCCGCCUGCACUCGGGCCUGGUGUGGACGGCAGAGGCCCCUGCUGAGGCUGCUCCUGGGCAGAGAAAGAAGAAGGAGCAAUGGUAUGCCGGCAUCAACCCCUUGGACCGCGUCAACUCGGAGGUCCUGGAAGCCACGCGGGUGACCCGCCACAAGAACGCGAUGGCUGAACGCUGGGAAGCCGGUCUCUAUGCCAGUGAGGAUGAGGACUGAGCCUGCAGACGGGGGAACCUUGACCCUAUGGGAACUGCCAAGACCAUCCCCUAGCCCCCCUGCUUUAGGAAACAGGUCCCCAUUUAAACCCACAACCCGAGGACCACAAUGACACGCCCACAGUCCCAAGUGUGGGUGUGCGCCCUGACCCCAGGGCUUUCUGUUCUGAUUUUAUUUUCCUAGAGAAAUUGUUCUGCUUUUUCUGGGUCUAAAGCUGGGGAUGAAACGGGACCUCUGUCAAUUCUUCCUGCUUCUAGGACUUUGCCAAACGCUCUUGGUCCGAGAAGAAAGGAGACCCGCUCCCCUCCCCCACUCCAGUUGUCAUUGCUCCCACUAGUCUGGGGGCGGAGAGGCUGGGUGGGGGGAGGCAUGGGUCCUGGCACCUUGAGGAGCUGCCGGUCUGCGGAGAGGCACACUCGGCCCCCCUCUAAGUCCCAAUCUGAGAAGGGGGACGCGCCCCCACUCCACCCCUGGGAAACCGUCCAGUCUGAGGAAGGAAACCUGAGCGCCCGGUCUGAGGGCCCCCGCCCUGCCCUCGGCCCCGCUGCAGCACGCAGCAAAGCCCUGGGGAUAGCACAUGACCUCACAACAAGGGCUUGAUCUGUGGGCUAAAAGGGUUCUUCUGUCCCCCCCAAACUGCUGGUCCACAUCCACCGUGAAAUAAACCCUCCUCCUUCUGGUUCA
Messenger RNA from Myotis davidii, 1965 nucleotides. RefSeq names its product mitotic interactor and substrate of PLK1. The record is from RefSeq and is a predicted model, not a curated record. Lineage: Eukaryota; Metazoa; Chordata; Mammalia; Chiroptera; Vespertilionidae. The transcript has 6 exons. The annotation marks the transcript as partial.